GACGAGAUUUGAUACAGUCUAAGCCAAAUUCUACACGCGGCAACAUCAAAAUUCCAUACAAAUACAAAAUUCUCAACAAAAAUUGCGCUAGAAAAAAAAAAGAAAAGAAAAAUGAGCAGCCAAAACAGUAAGAACACUUUGGUCGAUUUGGAGUAUCCCUCCUCGAGUAGGGCCAAGUCCACUGUGAAGUCCACUCCCAACUCCCUGAAUCUCGGCUAUUCGCAUUCGGAGUUUUCACUUUGCGCGCCGCUGGUGGGGCCGAUUAUAUCGCAGCAGUGCCUGCCGGAGCCGAAGGAUGGCGACGACGUUCUGGCCGGUGAGGUGGUGCUCUCCCACACGCAUCUGAGCUUCCGCGCAGAGCAGCAGAAGCCGCGCGUCUACGUUGAUCUGGACAUGUGCGGACCAAGCUGCAAGGGGGCGAAUGUGUCGCUGAGCGGCGGUGAGGAGGACCAGGCGGAGGGCGUCGAGCGGCUGCUGAGUCGUGCAGCCAAUCGCGAGCAAAUGAGUCGCCAGCAGCGUCUGAUGUUCGGCUGUCCCCUGUCCACCUGCGAGGCGGUGCUGAACACCUCGAACUGCUUGUCCCACUGCCUGGUCGAGCAUCCUUUGAUUACGACACUGGAGAUGCACCUCAAUGUCACGGCGACCCUCAGGCUGGAGCUGCCCCUGGUGCUGGGCGACUGUGCAAGUCAGCGGUGCAUUGGCAUACUGCUCUUUGAGAGCGCCUGGCGGACUGGCAACAACUUGAACCUGCCGCCCAAAAAUGCCAGCUGGAGCCACCACCUGGCCGUGAUGGGGAUGCUGUGUAAAACUUCGUGGGACGGGCAGCGGAACGGACCAGCCGUCACACAAUUGUACAAUCUGUGGUUCUUAUGUCCCCAGGCCCAUUCCUCACUGCAGAUACUGGUCUCUGCCGAGUCCCAAGUCGAGAACGAGGCCAAGCAGGAGGUCAAACAGCAGCUGGUGCCCACCUCGCCGGUUCCCAUGCUGCUCGAUCAUCGGGAUAUGCAGCGGGAGAACGCCCUCUUCAUGCGACUCACACACCGCGAGAUGAAGCUCCUCACGAACAAUUUUACCACCGACAUCGACUUGAAGCUGACCAUUCACGAGGAGAAGCGUUCCAGCGACCCGCCGCAGAUCAGCUGUGCUCCGAAACUAAAUCCACUGAAUCUGCAGAAUCUUAUAAAGAAAAAACUCAAGGAGAUGAAAGAUCAGGCAGUUGCUUUCAAUCCGGCAAAAAUUUCAAAGCAAAGCAAGUCAUCAAUUCAGCACAGUUCGGUGGCAGUCGAUGACCUCCAAGUCGUGGAACCCCCUGCUGAAGCCGCACAUGCCCCAUGCCAGUCCCUGCAAGAUCUAACGACUCAUCACGAGCUGAAGCAAGAAGAGGGUUCAUGUCAAGACUCAGUCUUGCCAGUCUUGGAGGAGGUACAGUCUCGUUUGGUCCACAAUGAGGUGCAAUCCCUGCCAGUCGGUGAGGAGGCGCAGCCGCAUUCAGUCGUCCAUAAGGUGCAGUCCCUGCCAGUCGUCGAGAAGGUGCAGACUCUGCCAUUCUCGGUACAAUCUCUGCCAGACCUAGCGAAGCUACAGUCCCUGCCAGUCGUCGAUGGGCAACAGUCGCAACCUUCAAAAGAGGAGGAACACCCAGUGUUGCCAGACGUGCCACAGUUGAAGGCCGUCUUCGAGGAUUUCCAGUCAUUGUCGUCGGUGGAGACACUUUCAUUGCCAUCCGUGGUAGAAGUGACUCAGCCCCCAAAGCAGGAUCAGGAACCGUCACAGGCACAGGUUCUGCCGCAGGCAGAACUGCUCACCCUACAAUCCGAUGAAGUGCACAAUGUCAAAUCUGAGAAUGAAGGCGAGAAGUAUCAGCGGGAGGUGGACAGCGCCUCACAAUCGGAGGAGGACAAGAAGCAGUCCUACGUGUAUCAAGAGGACCAGGAGGAGAACGACGACUUCCUGCUGCUGGAGGAGAUCGAAGAUGAGUACGAGCUGGACCUGGAGGAAGAGGAGUCUCAUCGCGGAAAUGAGGCCAAGAAGAACCACUAGAAAGAAGAUGGUCUCCCACCCCCAGGCGGCCGAAUAUAUUAACAUACAAAAUUUGAUUCUUCCUUUGGCCAGCAUUGUUCCUUUCGCAUUGUCAAUUAUCUAUUUAGAGGAAAUAUUAUUAUUACCCCUU
Messenger RNA from Drosophila guanche, 2170 nucleotides. RefSeq lists its product as uncharacterized. NCBI's taxonomy places the organism in Eukaryota, Metazoa, Arthropoda, Insecta, Diptera, Drosophilidae. The transcript has 2 exons. The coding region runs from base 112 to 2040 and encodes 642 amino acids. The record is from RefSeq and is a predicted model, not a curated record.